Molecule: messenger RNA, 573 nt
Organism: Exophiala viscosa
Lineage: Eukaryota; Fungi; Ascomycota; Eurotiomycetes; Chaetothyriales; Herpotrichiellaceae
Exons: 2
Coding region: 1-573 (190 amino acids)
Source: RefSeq, a predicted model, not a curated record
AUGGCGAAGAUCCCGCUCCCAUAUGUCGCAUUCUUCCUAUGGAUCGAACCUGUCGCAACACUGGCUGGAGCAUUCUUCGCAUGGAUUAAGCCCAAAGCAUAUCUAGAAUUGACACAUGCGGCGUCGGCUCCGGGAUUUCUGGGGCUGCCAGUCUCUACGGAGGUCGCACUGCGACAGCUAGGAAAUCUAUAUGUGGCCUUCGCGAUUAACGAAGCAUUCGUAUUGAGGGCAACAAACGACCUCAAAGUCUGGCGCACCCUGUUGAUUGGCCUUCUGAUAGCCGACUUCGGACACUUAUACAGCUGUUUCCCACUCGGACUGCGAUCUUACUACGAUAUAAACAGUUGGAAUGCGAUGAACUAUGGCAAUUACUUGUUUGUAUACUGCGGCGCCGCGACCAGGAUCUGCUUCUUGCUGGGGAUCGGAAUGGGAGGUCCGGAGAAGGCAAAAGCAAAGGCUAAGAAACAGGUUAGACUGAUAACCAAAGAUGAGCCAACACCAAUGACGCCGACGCAAAUGAGCAAGACACCCGCAGAAAGCACGAGAAAAAAGAAGAAGAACAAGUCCAACUGA